Molecule: messenger RNA, 1854 nt
Organism: Zasmidium cellare ATCC 36951
Lineage: Eukaryota; Fungi; Ascomycota; Dothideomycetes; Mycosphaerellales; Mycosphaerellaceae
Exons: 1
Coding region: 1-1854 (617 amino acids)
Biological process (GO): positive regulation of ubiquitin protein ligase activity; positive regulation of anaphase-promoting complex-dependent catabolic process; anaphase-promoting complex-dependent catabolic process
Cellular component (GO): anaphase-promoting complex
Molecular function (GO): protein binding; ubiquitin ligase activator activity; anaphase-promoting complex binding
Source: RefSeq, a predicted model, not a curated record
AUGGCAACUGCAUCAGUAUUAACCCCCAUCAAACAACGCCGUGAUGGCAUCUUCUCUACCCGCCUCGCUGGUGGCCGCGCCCCUCUCACGCCCUCACCGCAGACGCCCAAGACGCAGGUGACGGAGCCCGCCGAGAGCAUCCACCACGGCAACGUCAACCUCAUGUCGAGAUUCUCCCGCUCCGUGUCCAAGACCAACGUCCGCGACUCGCCCAAGUCCAACAUCGCGGGCCGCCACCCACAGUCGCCGCGCCGCCUCGACCAGAACACCAGCGAAUUCACCCUCAAUGGCACUGGUCCCCGCCCGAGCACUGCUACCUCCGCCAAGAACACUCCAUCUCGCUCCAAGAGUGGCCGUUCUGGCUCGGCACACCGGACACCCAAGCGCAGCCAGGGCAAGAUCAACUACUCUGCCGCUGACCGCUUCAUCCCGAAUCGAGACGCCAGCGAGGCCAUCGCCAACUCCAGCGCAGCAGUCAAGCUCGACAACGAGCGCACCCCUGGACGGCGACCAAAGUCAAGCGCAUCUGAUGGGUCGGCAACACUUGUUGCCAGUGUUGCCAGCGCUUUCGACCUUGGUCGUCCACACUCUUCUUCUGACGCUACGGCGUCGCUCUCCCUCGAAGGCCUCAACCUCAACGACCGCGACGAUGAGGACGAUGACGAGCCCAAGACCAAGCCCAGCCCCAACACUGUUGCAUACCAGCAGUCUGUUGCUGAGGCUUGCGGUGUGAGCAUGAAGCAGCGUAUCCUCGCCUUCAAGCCAGCCGCUCCUGAAUCGUCUCGCCCCAUCGACCUUCGAUCUCAGUACAACCGCCCUCUCAAGCCUGCUGCCGCAUCAGCAUCCCAGUUCCGUCGUCGUGUCCUCACCGCACCUGAGCGUGUCCUCGAUGCUCCAGGUCUCGUCGACGACUACUACCUCAACCUCCUCGACUGGUCGUCUGGCAACCAAGUCGCCAUCGGUCUCGAGCGCAACGUCUACGUCUGGUCAGCCGAAUCUGGCUCAGUUUCCAGCCUCCUCGAAUGCCCUGCCGAUACCUACAUCUCCUCAGUCAAGUGGAGCGAAGAUGGUGCCUACGUCGCCGCUGGCCUUGGCACGGGUGAAGUCCAGAUCUGGGACGUUGAGGAGGGCAGCAAGCUUCGCUCGAUGUACGGACAUGAUACUCGCGUCAGCGUUAUGGGCUGGAACAAGCACCUUCUCUCUACUGGCGCUCGCUCUGGCCUUGUCUACAACCACGACGUCCGCGUCGCCCAGCACAAGGUCGCCGAGCUCGUCUCGCACACUUCUGAAGUCUGCGGUCUCGAGUGGCGCUCUGACGGUGCCCAGCUCGCUACUGGCGGCAACGACAACCUCGUCACCAUCUGGGACGCUCGUUCGCUCAACGCUCCCAAGUUCCAGAAGACCAACCACAAGGCCGCCAUCAAGGCUCUCGCUUGGUGCCCAUGGCAAUCCAACCUCCUCGCAACUGGUGGUGGUUCCCACGACCGCAUGAUCCACUUCUGGAACACCACCUCGGGUGCUCGCACCAACAGCAUCGACACUGGCAGCCAAGUCACCUCGCUGCGCUGGAGCUUGGCAUACAAGGAGCUCGUUUCAUCGUCGGGCUUCCCAGACAACAGCCUCUCCAUCUGGAGCUACCCAACCCUGGUCAAGAACAUUGAGAUCCCAGCGCAUGAGUCUCGUGUCCUCCACUCUGCUCUCUCUCCAGACGGCCAGAUGCUCGCAACUGCUGCCGCUGACGAGUCUCUCAAGUUCUGGAAGGUGUUCGAGAAGAAGCCUGGCUCCAGCAACCUCGUUGGCGGUGGCAGCACCACUGCAAAGGCUGGUCUCACCAAGGCGACUACCAUCCGGUAG